This is a messenger RNA of Wallemia ichthyophaga EXF-994, 1173 nucleotides long. RefSeq names its product cAMP-independent regulatory protein pac2. The transcript has 3 exons. The record is from RefSeq and is a predicted model, not a curated record. NCBI's taxonomy places the organism in Eukaryota, Fungi, Basidiomycota, Wallemiomycetes, Wallemiales, Wallemiaceae. Bases 1 to 1173 code for a protein of 390 amino acids. Gene Ontology annotation, molecular function: DNA binding.
AUGGAUAACCACAAAUUAUUCAUUGGGAGCACUUACGAUGGUUUGUUAGUCCUUGAAGCUUCUAGACUCGGUUUGCUACCACGAGUAACCAGAAGACUGAAGGAGUCUGAGCGUCGUCUGGUACAGUCUGGCUCUGUAUUUGUCUUUGACGAGCACGAGUCUGGUAUCAAAAGGUGGACAGACGGUCUGAUCUGGUCGCCGUCUAGAAUACUCGGAAACUUCCUUAUUUAUAGAGAAACCCACAAACCGAAGCGCAAUGCUACUGCGUCUGUCAACCAACAGCAAUCUUAUUCAUUAGAAAGUUUCAACUACGAUCCCAACAACCAAAACAGCUCAGACGAUGAAAAUGAGUCGGAGAAAGCAAAAGAGAGGUCUCUCGUAGGCUCACUCACCAAAUCCGACAUGUUCAAGUCUAAUGGGUUGGUCAAAAAGACUAUGUCUCUUAGUUUUAACGGUUCCGCGCAGCAUCUAAUAUCAUACUAUAGAGUAGAAGAUGUUCAAAAGGGCAGAUUGAGAUCACCUUCGACUCUACCAGAGUUCCAAUCUCUGGCCAUAUCCCAAGAAUAUCUCGUUAAUUCAAAUUUUAGAUGCCCAAUUAGAACAGAAGUCGACCCCGACGGACUUCUGAGGUAUAGGGGCGAGCAGGAGGAUUUUUCUCAGUAUAGUCCACCAUCGAUCCAAGCAGCACUAUCAAACUAUCAAGCACAGAUGUCGCAGCAGCAUCAGAAGUCUAAAGCACGCCGGUCCAGCCAUCCAAUAGCGGGUAACAGGUCGCCACCAUAUGCAGCUGCAUCGCCAUCGGCUUCAGGUAUUGGGAAGUCUUCACCGACGUCUCUGAACAACCACAGAUAUACGCCGUAUGGUAGUCCACCUUCGAGACAUAUUUCCAGCUUACCGAUGACGAUACAGGCGGUGUCGCCUGUGUUGCCACCGUCUUCACCACCUGUGCAUAGAGGCAUGUUGCGGCCACCUUUCGACUAUUAUGACAGCGCUAAUGCGCAAACAACUCCUAUAGGCCGAGUGAGCUCUUCUGCUCCACUUGCGGGCCAUGCUCAUGCUCAUGAUCAUGCUAAUAACCACAGUCAACUUCACGCUCACGCUCACGCUUAUCAAAUCCCAGCGCCACCUAUUCAAUACUAUGCACAAACCCAUCCGAAUAACCCAUCAAGCUGA